GCACCAAUUGAAGGAAACAUUGCAUUAUAGACAGUAUGGCACCAAUUGAUAGGAAACAGUACAUUGUAGACAAGUGUCAGAAGAAGUGUCAAAACUUCCUGGAGACCUUGAAGAAAGUAGAAGCGAGCACCAAAUUCAAAGAGCUCACCACCUCCAUCAACCAGCUCAUCUACACCACCAGGCUGCCCUGGAUCUUUGUACUGACCCUAGCCUGGCUAGUAGCGGUAGUCUACCUAGCCUUUGGCGCCAUAUGGCCACUGGACUGGACGCAUAUGAGGUCACACUGGUUAAGAGGUGGAGAACACCAGUGGCAAUGUAUGUGGUAUAAGGUGAUGACGGGACGCAAAGGAAUGGAACUGGUAGAGUAUUUUGGUAGGGAAGGGGUGGAAGCAGUGACAAAGGACAAUAGUACACUAAGAACUGUCUUGUUAUCUGGAGCAAAGGGUUGGGGUGGUGGAUAGCACCAGUGACCCCU
Babesia bovis T2Bo is the source of this 475-nucleotide messenger RNA. Its product is annotated as variant erythrocyte surface antigen-1 alpha subunit. The transcript has 2 exons. NCBI's taxonomy places the organism in Eukaryota, Apicomplexa, Aconoidasida, Piroplasmida, Babesiidae. The record is from RefSeq and is a predicted model, not a curated record. The coding region runs from base 36 to 461 and encodes 141 amino acids.